GGGGCCUUUUUAAUACCCGUGAAUUGGACUCGAAUGUUUUAGCUGAUGCAAUUGCUUCGGAAAUUUGAUCUGGUACACGAUUCACUGCAAUGGUUGCAACUAUCACGAGUCUGCAGUAUCAAUCGCUGUCAAGUCCGGCUAUCAACAUCAUCACUGAUUCCCCGUUUCUCAGAUCUGCACGUAGGGUGCUAACACACGCCCAUCGAGCCGAACAAGGGGGGUUCUAGAUCCUGUCAAGUAAAGCCCAGACUCGAGAGUUUCCAGACCCGUUUUCAGGCCCAUGCCCAUGUCCAAGUGGAUCCAUGACCAAUCGAUCCGAGCGUCGUGUUCCCCCGAAAUGACCUGAUGUUUUUUGCCUUUCGUUUCUUUUUCUUCUUCUACCGACAUGGGAAACAGCCCUUUUUCCAUCAAAGGUACCCCAGUCUCCGAUAUCCGUUGACAACGUGCGUUCCCGACGAUCGGGCUCAUGGCUCUCACAUAUCUUGUGCUGGUCAUGGCUCUACCACCCUCACACAAGCAACCAUUUUGUUUAAUCUGAGUUUACGGUAGUUCAAACGGCAUUUGUCAAUGAAUAGACUUUAUGUUUUUCCCAUUAAAAACUAUCAUUCACAGUAUCACCAGAUGUAAGCCAAAACAUAUCAAUCCACCUGAUAUCUGCUGCCCAGCCUGGACCAGCCUUCUCCCGUCUCAGCAGCAUGCGUGUCUCAAAUUUAUCAACGCUGUGUAAAUAAUUGAUUGCAUAAAGCCCACAUGCAAUGAUUUCCAAUCGGUGUUUCUCCGAUGGCCAAUGGAGUUGAGUGCAGAGCAGAUCACAGCCAAGCUUUUCACUAUAACCUCGACCGGGGUAUUGUCGUAACCAGUUCCGAGCUGCAAGGCCUCCCAGAAUUAUCUCAUGAAUCAAUGCAAAUGAAUCAUACGCGUCUUGAAACCGCGAAUCUUGAUGUUAGCCUGUAUGAGCAGGGUAGCCAGCUACGAUUCAGAGAAAUAACCAGCCUUUCGAUUAUCUUCCUGAAUCCUCGGCAUAAACUGCGCAAUGAUGACGACGAUCAGGCAAGCCCAUGUCUUGAACUUGCAGGUAUCAAACCAGCUCAUGUUCUCUCCGACUCUCGUUUGGAUACCCCAUCGCGAUGCUGCUCUACACUGAACUAUUCGUGGGUUUCGAUCAGGAACAUGGCAUCGCUCAUGACGACACUUCUCUGGACUAUUUUUGAGAUCGCGUAGGAUCGCCACUACUGACGCGCUUUCUUCGACCCAUGGUGAAGUCAUCGCACGUUGCAAUGAAGAUCAGGGUUCAUACACAAUAACUCUACUCAGAGCUAACUUGGAGCUAACUGAAAGGGUUUCCUAAUGAUUCAGAUAGGAGUUUAGCAUGGGUAAUCUCUAAUUAUCGGUUGUGUAAUAAAUCUGGUAUAGAUAUUCAUGUUGAAUUAAGUCCAGACUACCCUAGACUAUGAUGUUUUCAAGUGUCA
Messenger RNA from Fusarium odoratissimum NRRL 54006, 1469 nucleotides. RefSeq lists its product as uncharacterized. Bases 781 to 1221 code for a protein of 146 amino acids. The transcript has a single exon. The record is from RefSeq and is a predicted model, not a curated record. Lineage: Eukaryota; Fungi; Ascomycota; Sordariomycetes; Hypocreales; Nectriaceae.